AUGGAUGACGCAGAACUAGAUCAGAUCCGCAAAGCCCGUCUUGAGCAGCUCAAGGCCCAGGGUGGUGGUGGCGGAGGCUCAGGCGGCGGCGGUCCCUCGGCCGGCCAACAAGAACAGCAGCGACAACAGCAAAACGACGCCCGCCAGCACGCCCUCAACCAGAUCCUGCACCCCGAAGCGGCCGACCGCCUGGGCCGCAUCCGCCUCGUCAAGGAGGAGCGCGCCAACGACGUCGAGGACCGCCUCAUCAUGCUCGCGCAGUCGGGCCAGCUGCGCCAGAAGGUCACCGAGGCCCAGCUCAAGGAUCUCCUCAACGCCAUGUCGGAGAACAAGGAGGAGAAGAUCGUCGUUAAUCGUCGCAAGGCUUGGGACGACGAUGACGAC
Molecule: messenger RNA, 384 nt
Organism: Ilyonectria robusta
Lineage: Eukaryota; Fungi; Ascomycota; Sordariomycetes; Hypocreales; Nectriaceae
Product: PDCD5-related protein
Exons: 3
Cellular component (GO): cytosol; nucleus
Molecular function (GO): DNA binding
Source: RefSeq, a predicted model, not a curated record